AUGGCGGAACUUGGGAAAGAUCAAACGUGCCCUUCUGAAGCUUCUAGCAUCUCCGCCGCGUCCGACGGCGGCGGCAGAGCGGCGGCGAUGAAGUUGGAGAUGGUAGUUUCCGAUGAAGUCGACGGCGGCGGCGAUCGGCAGUCGAACUCGCGGCUGUUGUUGGAUCUUAAGCUUUGUAAUGAAGAUUCCAGCGAUAAGUCGCCGAAGAUUUUGAACUCAAAGAGGGUGGGGCCGGCGGUGGUACCGUCGCCGGCGGUGACGGUGGGUUCUUCUUCUCACGGCCAUGCAAAUGAAUUAUCUUCAAAUUCUAAAUCUAGGGUUUUCUCAUGCAACUUUUGCAAGAGGGAAUUUUCGACCUCCCAAGCCCUAGGUGGCCAUCAAAACGCUCACAAGCCAGAACGUGCCUUGGCCAAGCGCCGCCAAGGCAUGGAACUCGCCGGCGGCAGCGUCGGUGGGGUCUUCGGUCCGCCGCACUUGACGUCGUACUAUCCCUACUCCACUCUGUCGACUCAUAACCUCUACGGAUCGUCAUUUGGAAAACCCCUCGGAGUCAGGAUGGAUUCAAUGAUUCACAAGUCCUCGUCUUACCGAUGGCUGGGGACGCCAGGGUUGCAAUUUCACAACGGUGUAGAUAUCAGUGGAUGGGGUUCUAGAGCGGCGACGGUGGUGGCGGCGAAUAAUCCAAUGCCGUCGUCGACAUUCGAGAGGCUGAAGAUGGAGGGAAUUCAAGGUAAUAAGGGUGGAUUUCGAUUGUCGACAGCAAUGAAUAAUGGUGUGGGAUCAUCAAGGAACUUGAAUCUUUCAGAGGCAGUGUUGAAAACCGAUCACCAUGUGGAGAAUGGGCAUGAACAACUUGAUUUGUCUCUUAAGCUUUAG
Momordica charantia (bitter melon) is the source of this 876-nucleotide messenger RNA. RefSeq names its product zinc finger protein 6-like. Gene Ontology annotation, biological process: negative regulation of abscisic acid-activated signaling pathway. The record is from RefSeq and is a predicted model, not a curated record. Lineage: Eukaryota; Viridiplantae; Streptophyta; Magnoliopsida; Cucurbitales; Cucurbitaceae.